Pyricularia grisea is the source of this 2733-nucleotide messenger RNA. RefSeq lists its product as uncharacterized. Gene Ontology annotation, biological process: protein dephosphorylation. Gene Ontology annotation, molecular function: protein phosphatase regulator activity. The transcript has 2 exons. Lineage: Eukaryota; Fungi; Ascomycota; Sordariomycetes; Magnaporthales; Pyriculariaceae. Gene Ontology annotation, cellular component: cytoplasm; protein phosphatase 4 complex; nucleus. The coding region runs from base 706 to 2577 and encodes 623 amino acids. The record is from RefSeq and is a predicted model, not a curated record.
UUCUAGUACUAUGUACUGAGGUCGACAUCUUACUUGUUUUGUUGAAACCAUGAAUUUAGGGGACUGAACCAAGUGCUCAUCCACCUACUUCGUAAGCCACUCCCUGAAAACUGGCAAACGCUGAUCAACAAUCAAACGAGUUCAAUUGGAAUCGUAUUAGAUUAUUUUUAUAAUCUUGCAGAUGAUAGCCAAUGUGCUGCCCAUGUAUGCAAAUCCUUUGUCCUCGAUACAAUGAGCGCGGUUGUUCAGUCCACCUGAGGUAUAAUUACUAGCCGGCCACUGCCAGAGGCAACGCAGCGGCCCCGGUUGAAUGGUUUGUUCUGUCUGAUGAUGAAAAGAAAACAUACAGGGUAGGUAAGACCAGCCCAACCCGGCUGCUUAUCGGUAUAAUCGCAAAAAGCUCAACGGACACAGACCCACUCCCAACUUAACUGGUUAUAGUGCUUGCCUGGUGCGACCACCGCGUUGUACCUCUAAUCGCGGGCGGCCAGCGCGUACGCGUAGUGGCGUUAUAGCUUGAAUUUGACGCCGCCCCCGAAACCAACUCGUUGCGACAACGUCGACUUCAAGCCGAUAGCUCGGUUCCGUUGUCGCAAAAAGCCCACACCAACGGGAUUCAAUUAUACCUAUUACGGCGCAUGCUGUCGGAUCGGAUUGUAAAUUGAAAUAUUUAUUGGCUUAAUAAUCCUCGCCGCCUGGGCAGACAUGAUGGAAAUUGAUACCGAUGAAGAUACUUUGCGCCAGCUUGCUGCUGGCGGCUCCAUGAACUUCUCCGCCUGGCCUCUGUUGCUCUGUGAUAUCAUCAACCGCCUCGAGAAGAUCGCUCAAAAUGAGUUUCCGAUCCCCGUCAUACCCCCACCACCAAGGCUCACACCACCACCAGAGCCGCGCUUCCUUGCUCCUCUGCCAUCCUCAGACCCCAUAGGGCCGUCGGAGCUCAAGAGGGUUGAGCAGAGCAAGGCGCCAACUACAACGGCGGCAAAGACAACUGGAGACGCCUUGUCGCCCGGUUCCUCACAGGAAACCAACAAGGAGAAUGCGAACCCGAAUUCCAACAAAAGUCAAGCUGCGGCUGACGCACCAGCUGAUGCCACCACUACGACCAGUGCAUCGGCCGAGCCAGUAGCAUCAUCAUCAUCAUCAUCACGGGCUCCCGACUCCCAGACCCAACAAGCUGCUCCUGGCGAGCUGCCAAUACAGAUACAACAACAGCUGACUGAAAUUACAUCAACUCUCACGACCGGCUUCCCGGACCAUCCGCCGCACACUAUUCAGCGCCUGGCAGAGCUGGUCUUGUAUCCCCAUCAACACUACCGCUCUCUCCCGUCGUAUCUACAUGCCGUUGACCGGGUCGUGCACGUGGCAUCUGGCGCCAACCUCUUCCCCCUCUCGCCCGCCGUCAUGGAUCCACGCGCCAUGGCGGCUCUUGCCAAUGGGGUGCCCGGAGGUGCUCCUGCAAACCCGUCCUUGUCUCCUGCCACAUCGACGGCUUCUACAGUAACCGCCCAGCCAGGUCUCGACGAGCACUUGGGAGGAGCCCUUCUCACGCCGAUUCCAUGGCUUACAAAUAGACCCGAGAGCGUCGAUGGCGCAGAUGCCGCCCUUAGUCCGGAACCCGACAUGGAAGACGAAGAUGGUGAACCGUCUGAUACUCUCCAUUCGCAGCAUCAUCCACAAUCACAACAACAGCACAGCGGGUCCGGUCGCCAGCGCCAUCAGCAGCGGUUGAGCACUGAGUCCACCGAGACCAUAGAGGGUCCCAAUGGAGUGGGCCACAUUGAGACGGUGUCCGUGUCAGUUAACGGCAUCGUCUCACAUGGUUCCAGUACAUCAGCCCUAGCUGCUGCGCUUGGUCGUGGAGGGGCCGAAGCUUCUUCCUCAUCGGCCCUGAGCACAAACCAGCCGCAGCAGCCUGGGGCAGAGGGCAUUACCCAGGGUGAGCUGUUGCGUGAGGAACAGCGUGCCGGUGUCGUCCCUGUCAGCCAGCUUCAGCGUAGCAGGGAAGCUGCUCAAACUCGAGCUGCUGCUGCUGCCGCCCCUGCUGCGGCGGAAUCGUCCGGCUCUCCCGUAGGAUCUACACCUACCGAGCAGGGUGAUGAAGAGAUGGACGAUGCCCUCGGUGAAGCCGACGAGGCAACCGGCGCGGGUAGUGCAGAAUCAGAGGAGGAGACGCCGCACGUCCGUGGACCGGAGGAGAUUGGCCUGGCGGACACAGGACCGCAGGCCGCGGGGACCAGCAUUCCGGCGGCUGGUCAGACGGCACCCAACCUGGCCCUGCAGGAUAUCAACGUGGAGGCUGCCAUGGGACGGCCAGCAGACGAGACGCGGGCGGCGUCGGCCCCAAAAUCACCAGCCCGCUCAGAACCAAGCGACGUGACUCUGGACUCGGGAGAUGAUGCACCGCGGGAAGGAGCUUCGACCCCGAAGCGGGACGCAGAGGGCGAGCCAGCCUCGGGAGGUGAGCCCCCGGCCAAGAAACUGCGCGAGAGUCCUCAGGAGCCCGGCAAAGACUCCCUGGAUGGGGAAAAGCCGACAAAGGAUGGCGCUGAAGGAGCCGAGCCCGGUGGCAAGGAAUAGUAGUUAUACCAAAUCCGAUAUUCCGAGCAGGUCUUACCUUAUUCUUCUGUCUUGAUUGUACUCAAAAUCCUGUGUGUCCCCAUCUUGACUUGAGAAUGUUUGCGGGCCUGGUACAUAGAUUCAAAAGGUGUCAGUCAUGGCAGAGGAUGCGUUGUG